This is a messenger RNA of Capsella rubella, 3069 nucleotides long. RefSeq names its product nascent polypeptide-associated complex subunit alpha, muscle-specific form. Lineage: Eukaryota; Viridiplantae; Streptophyta; Magnoliopsida; Brassicales; Brassicaceae. The coding region runs from base 354 to 2930 and encodes 858 amino acids. The transcript is spliced from 6 exons. The record is from RefSeq and is a predicted model, not a curated record.
UCUCAUAUCUCUCUAGUCAAGCGGCGAGCCUGACUGCAACCGUUCUCCUCCUCCGUCGCUUCGUUUUUUUUCCCUCAUCAAAAAAAUCAAAACCCAAAGCCGCACGCGUGACCUCCACGCGCUUCCACUAUCUCCUCCUCUCUCCGAUCAUCGUCUCGAUUACCUUCUCCAUCUCCGGUAACAAUUGCGUCCGCUUCUCCCAGCUCUAAUACACCAAUCCCCACCGCCUCUCUCUCAAUCUCAAAAAUCCUAAUUAGGGUUUGUCACUGAAACCGACACCACCGUCGUCACGUCGCCGCAGAUUUGAAUCAAAUCGUAACAUGUGAUUGCUGUCACGAAAACCACGAGCGAAGAUGGUUGAUAACAGUAAUAAUAAGAAGAGGAAGGAGUUUAUCAGUGAAGCAGACAUCGCCACUCUUUUGGAGAGAUAUGAUACUAUGACGAUUCUGAGGUUGCUACAAGAAAUGGCUUAUUAUGCUGAUACUAAGAUGGAUUGGAAUGAGUUAGUGAAGAAGACUAGUACUGGAAUUACUAAUGCUAGAGAAUAUCAGUUGCUAUGGCGGCAUCUUGCUUAUCGAGAUUCUCUUCUCCCUGUGGAAGAUAAUGCUCAACUUAUGAAUGAUGAUAGUGAUAUGGAGUGUGAAUUGGAAGCCUCCCCUGCAGUCAGUGUUGAUAUAGUAACAGAAGCUGUUGCGCAUGUAAAAGUGAUGGCUUCUUCCUAUGUGCCAAGUGAGUCUGAUAUUCCUGAAGACUCAACUGUUGAGGCUCCCAUGACCAUUAACAUACCUUACUGCCUCCCUAGGGGUGCUCAGGAACCAUCAGACUCCUUUUGGUCGUCAAGAGGGAUGAAUAUCACCUUUCCUGUUUCUCUUCCAAAAGCAGCUGAGGGACAUAAUGGAAAUGGGUUAGCCAGUAGCAUGGCUCCUCGAAAGAGAAGAAAAAAAUGGUCAGCCGAGGAGGAUGAGGAGCUUAUUGCUGCUGUUAAGCGACAUGGUGAAGGCAGCUGGGCCCUUAUCGCUAAGGAAGAAUUCGAGGGAGAGCGAACACCCUCACAACUCUCGCAGCGGUGGGGGGCUAUAAGGAGAAGGUGUGAUACUUCAAACACUUCUACCCAAACAGGGAUACAGCGAACAGAAGCACAAAUGGCAGCUAAUCGUGCAUUAUCUUUAGCAGUGGGAAAUCGGCUACCCUCAAAAAAACUUGCAGUAGGUACACCUCCAAUGCUUUCAUCCGGUACCAUCACAGGGGCACAAGCCAAUGGUGCCAACAGUGGUAGUACAUUGCAAGGUCAACAACAGUCUCAGCCACAACCUCAAGCUUUGCCACGGCCAGCUGUAUCAGCUUCAAGUAUAAAAUCUCGAGUUCCUGGGAAGAAAACAACAACAAAUUCCAGUUCCAGAGUAGAACUAAUGGUAACCGCUAAUUCAGCAGCUGCUGCUGCCUGUAUGUCUGGCCUGGCAACUGCUGUAUCAGUGCCAAAGACUGAACCAGGAAAGAAUAAUGUUUCUGCGUUGGUGCCGAAGGUUGAACCCGUAAAAACCACUUCCACAGCCUCUUUGCCUCGUCCUUCUGGUAUAUCAUCAGUACUGAAUGCUGAGCCUAUAAAAACUGUUUCGGCAGCCUCUGUGCCUCGUCCACUAGGUAUAGUUUCAGCACCAAAGGUUGAGCCUGUAAAAACUGCUGCUGCUGCAGCCUCUUUACCUCGUCCAUCAGGUAUUAUAUCAGCACCAAAGGCUGAGCCUGCAAAAACCGCCACUUCUGCAGCCUCUUUUCCUCGUCCAUCAGGUAUUAUAUCCGCACCAAAGGCUGAGCCUGUAAAAUCCGCUGCGUCUGCAGCCUCUUUGCCCCGUCCAUCCGGUAUGAUAUCAGCACCAAAGGCUGAGCCUCUAAAACCCGCUUCUGCAGCCUCUGUGCCUCGUCCAUUAGGUAUAACUUCAGCACCAAAGGCUGAGCCUGUAAAAACUGCGGCUGCGGCAGCCUCUUUACCUCGUCCAUCAGGUAUUGUAUCAGCACCAAAGGCUGAGCCUGUAAAAACUGCCAUUUCUGCAGCCUCUUUUCCUCGUCCAUCAGGUAUUAUAUCAGCACCAAAGACUGAUCCUGUAAAAUCCGCCGCGUCUGCAGUCUCUUUGCCCCGUCCAUCCAGUAUGAUAUCAGCACCAAAGGCUGAGCCUCUAAAACCCGCUUCUGCAGCCGCUUUGCCUCGUCCAUCAGGUAUUGUUAUAUCACCACCAAGGGCUGCGCCUGUAAAAACCGCUCCUGCAGCCUCUUUGCCUCGUCCAUCAAAUAUUCUAUCAGCACCAAAGGCUGAGCCAGUAAAGAGUGUUUCAGCUACUGCCAGUAACACUAAAGCGGUUGGACCUGUGAAUUUAAGGCAUGCAGUUAACGGAAGCUCAAAUCACGUGAUAUCUUCAUCACCCUCUAGUAAGCCUUCACUUAUGGCUCCUCUCCCCAAAGGAUCUACAAUCCAGAAUAAUUCAGUUCCUCCUAGUUUUGCAUCGUCAAGGUUGGCCCCUACACAGAGAGUUCCUGCAGCUACUGUUAUGCCACAAAAGCCAAGUGUUGGAGCAGCAGUUGCUGCAGUUUCGAAGCUGGUGGGUGUACAAAAACAGCAAACUCAGGGAGACAGAGCAAGCUCCUUGGCUACAACAGCACUUCCGCUAAAUAAAACUCUCCCAACAAAUUCAGUGAUUAGCACAUCAAAUGUGGUGGCUACACAAGUGGAGACUCCUAGUCUUAUGCCUAAGAAAAACCAAGUAGUUGGCAGUUCCACUGAUAAAAUUUUGUUGGCUAAACCACCUGAAAAAGAAAGUAGUACCACGACGACACCUCUAGUAGUAGCUGCAGCUGAAUCAAAAUCCAAAGAUGAAGCAAGUCACAGAGAAAGUCAAGAUGUUGCAGCCGUAACAGGGACAAGGCAGAAGGAGUUAUAAUUUAUUUACUGCAUUGUUUUGGUGCUUUCAUUAAUGUUUUUUCUUAGGACUCAGACAAGAAUAUGAUGAUGUACAGUAGGACCUCCUAAAUAUAAGGUUCUUACUACUAAUUAAGUAAUAUGAGUUAAGUUUACUUCGA